CUCUGAGUGAGCUAGCCUAUGAGGCUAAAGUAACCAAUAUGGCGGAGGCUUCCCUUGGAAGUUCAAGCCCUGUUGGCUCUCUUUCAUCAGAGGAUCAUGACUUUGACCCAACAGCAGAGAUGCUGGUUCAUGAGUAUGAUGAUGAACGAACUUUAGAGGAGGAAGAAGCUCAGGAGGGGGAAAAGAAUUUUAGUGCUGAAUUGGCAGAUCUUGAGAAGGAAAGGAAUAUGCCCCUGGAAGAAUUGUUGGCCAUCUAUCGGUAUGAACCACCAAGCGGUACAACUGCUGGGUCAAGUGUAGGCAGCUCCCCAAGUGAACUGGCCGAUGACCUGCCUGACAUGACUCUGGAUAAGGAAGAAAUUGCCAAAGAUCUGCUGUCAGGGGACUAUGAGGAAGAGACGCAGUCUUCAGCUGAUGACCUGACUCCUUCUGUUACCUCUCACGAAACCACAGACUUAUUUCCAAGAACACUUAGAUCUAACACUAAUGAUGGUGAUAAAGAGUCGGAGGGAGAAGAAGACGGCCCUAGCCCAGAGGACUCAAGGAAGGAAAUCAUGGUUGGUUGUCAGUAUCAAGCGGAGGUUCCUAUAGGCCUGAGCUUUUACUCUGAUGAUAAGGUGUUCACAGAGGAGGAUCAGUUGCUUUGGUGUCCUGAUGUACUGUCAGAAAAGAAGGUGGAAGACUACCUCAGAAAGGCACUGUCUCAGUCUGCAGACAAUAGCACAGAGAGCUCAAGUGGAGGACACAUACGAGACAAUGAGCAGGCUUUAUAUGAGCUUGCGAAAUGUAACUACAAUACAGCUGAGGCCCUGGUACAAUACAACAGUAACAGAAGUUUUAAUUCCUCGAAAGAAUCACCGUGGUCUGAAGAUGAGUGUAGAAACUUUGAACAUGCACUACUAAUCUAUGAAAAGAACUUCCAUCUGAUUCAGAAAAACAAGGUACCAACAAGAACAGUUGCAGAGUGUGUAGCCUUCUACUACAUGUGGAAAAAAUCUGAACGUUUUGACCAUUUUGUUCAGCAUAAUCGGUUUGGGAAAAAGAAGUAUAGCAUUUACCCUGGAGUAACGGAUCUGAUGGACCGGUUGGUGGACGAGGCGGAGGGUCUGGCGGUGGACGGCUCUUCGUCCUUGUGUGCAGGUGGCGCUGGAGGGAGAUUGGAGGUAACUCCAGAACAGCAACUUGGCCUCCUCAACACCAUCACAGCCCGUGACCUCACAGCUUUGAGCAACAGUGUGGCAUCCGUGUGCAGCCAGGCAGAUGUGAACUGUUUGGAUUCGCCCUACUUCCCUCCUCUGGAGAGUUUCCACCGGGGAGCGCUGACUCACGAAGAAACUCCACUUGGCUACGGAACGAGCAGCGAGGCCGGCUGCCUCAGCGUGCUAGACUCAGCCCUGUAUCGCUCUGACCUGGGCCAACUUAGUGUGUGCAGCAACAAGGAAUGCGAACGUCCCUCCAAACGCCUCCGGAUGGGUCUCACUGACUCCUUUAUCAACGACACACACUGCAUCACGGGGGCCAAAAUGGCCGUGUCGCUCACAGACUUCGGCAGCAUCGCGAGUGAGGAUGCGAACACUUAUCAGCUCGCACUCUCGCCACCACCAACACACUGCACUGCAGUCUGACUGACCCUCACACACACACAUACACAACUCUCCCACCUUGUACAGAACUCUCCCACCCUGACUGAACCUUAUUUCCUUUUUUAAUUAUGUAUAAAUGUACUUUUAGUAAUAUGACUUCAGUGAUGUCUUUAUUGUACAGAGCAAAGAAAUCUUGAUUUCUCAAGAGUUUAACUAGCCUCUUUUUUUUUGUUCCUAGAUUAUAUCCCCAUAUUGUCUGCAUUUAUUUUCCACUUAAACCUACAUGCUGGAGGAGAGAGCUGUACGUGUUUCUCCUUAGUCUUAAAGGGCCGGGUGUAAUCUUGUAAAGAGAAAACAUGACACAAGAAUGUCUUUUUCAUUGUUGGAUUAUGAAUGAUGGUAACUUUGGGCACUGGCUACACCCAAAAACAACCCGUUUAAUAUGCAGAAAUGGUUCGUCAUUACCUUUAUACUUAAUUUAGUUACCUUGAUGGUGUUUUUGAAGCUCUGGUUUACUUUUCACAUAUUUUCUUAAGUAUGAUGGUACACUGCUUAGCUUAAAUGGAAACCCUAGUUCAGACACCAUCAUUAAAAUAAUCAACAGGCUGUCAUUAAGUUUCACCAGGAAGGCUACAGUUCAGUCCUGUUAAAGUAAACCAUUCAUUUUACCACAUUAUUUUGCACUUGUGCAAAGUUUUGCUUAACUGUUAUAUUGUCUUAUAGCAAUAGUUUGGCUGUGGUAACUUGGUCAUAUCAGACUUGUUUGCUUAUUGUUGAUAGUUACAUCUGAGCAACUUCCUGGCUCUGUCCCAAAUGUAUACAUUAUGUAACUAUACUGUUGGUCAUUUAUAUUUGAUAUGCUGUUUAGUGAUGUAUGGUGUUUAAGCACUGCCCUCUCUUAUGUGGUUGUUCAGAUAUUACAAGAUCACACCUGGCUUCACAAGGCUAGUUUCUCUCUUUUCCUAACAGCAGUCUAUAGUUUUGCUGUCCCUUAAAUAUUGCAAUUUGAAUCUUGUGUUGUUUUUUAAGCUGGUUUUCUAAAUUGGUACUGUUUUCAAUGUUUACACAAAAAGCCAAGUGACACUGGGGCCUUGCAAAUGUAGCAUUUUGUAUAUCAGGAAACUUUCCUUUUUUCUAAAUAUAGGGUUACACAGUAAAACCACAUAUUACAAUGACAAGCACUUGUAAGAUUUAUAAUGUUUUGGCUUCCAUUCUUCUUGAAUGCAUGCUACAUUUCCUACCUGCAUUUUUAGGAACCCUGAGCUGUUUUAUAUGAGGGAAUUACUUAUUUGUAUUUGUCAGUAGGUGUAAUUGUUCUUGUUUGACUGGGUGUAUUCAAGAUUUAAGAUCUAUACUUUUACAACUGAUGUCAGGGAAACUUGUAACUUGUUUUUUCCACAGGGGGGGCUGUUUCCACCAGUAUUAUUUUCUUUUCCUUGCCCUCCUGGAAAGAAGUCACAGGAGAAAGAAGGUGCACAGUUCUUUCACUACAGAAGAUCCAUAAGAAAUGAUGGGAUGUCGCUCAGUCUGACUCGCCUCUAAGCUCCUCCAAGCUGGAGUCCCUCACUGUUUAGCCACACCUGCUACAACUGAAAAUGACCUGAUUUGUUGCAUCAGGUGUGUUUGUGUUGUGAAGGCUGUGCACCAAUGUGUUAAGAUUUGGCCCCGAUAGAGUCCAUGUGUGUUACUUAUGCUGAACAGAAAUUGGGUUAGAUUAGGUUGUUGAAGUGCCAAUGGAAAGAGUAAAAUGACCCACUGUAGAAUAAAAAUGUCUUAGGAGUUUAUGUAAUAUAGUGGAACAAUAAAAAGGCCUGUGACUUUAAAAGUA
Molecule: messenger RNA, 3411 nt
Organism: Trichomycterus rosablanca
Lineage: Eukaryota; Metazoa; Chordata; Actinopteri; Siluriformes; Trichomycteridae
Gene: mier3b
Product: mesoderm induction early response 1, family member 3 b
Exons: 13
Coding region: 39-1625 (528 amino acids)
Biological process (GO): negative regulation of transcription by RNA polymerase II
Cellular component (GO): nucleoplasm
Molecular function (GO): histone deacetylase binding; transcription corepressor activity
Source: RefSeq, a predicted model, not a curated record